This is a messenger RNA of Pyricularia grisea, 225 nucleotides long. RefSeq lists its product as uncharacterized. The transcript has 2 exons. The record is from RefSeq and is a predicted model, not a curated record. Bases 1 to 225 code for a protein of 74 amino acids. NCBI's taxonomy places the organism in Eukaryota, Fungi, Ascomycota, Sordariomycetes, Magnaporthales, Pyriculariaceae.
AUGAAAAAAAACUCGGAGGCGCAACAGGGCACGACGACAUCGCUCUUGCCAAGGCCUACCCAAACCGCAAGAUCGUCGUCCAAGACCUACCACCAGUGGCCCCCGUCUUCGGAGAACGAGUUCCCUACUGACUUGAGAUCUUGCGUCUCCCUCCUGACCCACAACCUCUUUGACCCGCACCCCUUUUCCGCCGCCGACAUCUAUAUCCUCAAGUGGAUUCUGUAA